This is a messenger RNA of Propithecus coquereli (Coquerel's sifaka), 4510 nucleotides long. It is a transcript of the gene PTGS2, whose product is annotated as prostaglandin-endoperoxide synthase 2 (prostaglandin G/H synthase and cyclooxygenase). The record is from RefSeq and is a predicted model, not a curated record. The coding region runs from base 131 to 1945 and encodes 604 amino acids. Gene Ontology annotation, cellular component: cytoplasm; neuron projection. Gene Ontology annotation, molecular function: heme binding; peroxidase activity; oxidoreductase activity, acting on single donors with incorporation of molecular oxygen, incorporation of two atoms of oxygen. Gene Ontology annotation, biological process: cyclooxygenase pathway; response to oxidative stress. NCBI's taxonomy places the organism in Eukaryota, Metazoa, Chordata, Mammalia, Primates, Indriidae. The transcript is spliced from 10 exons.
GUCAAACGACUUGCAGACAGCGUCGGCAGCACGCCCAGGAACUCCGCCGCGGCGCCUCCUCCAGCCGCGCAGCCAGACGCCCGGACCCCGCGCCCGCGCCGCCCGCGCCGCCCGCGCCCUGCCCGCCGCGAUGCUCGCCCGCGCCCUGCUGCUCGGCGCGGUCCUGGCGCUCGGCCACGCAGCAAAUCCUUGCUGUUCCAACCCAUGUCAGAACAGAGGUGUAUGUAUGAGCACAGGAUUCGACCAGUAUAAGUGUGAUUGUACCCGGACAGGAUUUUAUGGUGAAAACUGUUCAACACCUGAAUUUCUGACAAGAAUAAAAUUAUUCCUGAAGCCCACUCCAAACACUGUGCACUACAUACUUACCCACUUCAAGGGAGUCUGGAAUAUUGUCAAUAACAUUCCCUUCCUUCGAAACGCAAUUAUGAAAUAUGUGUUAACAUCCAGAUCCCAUUUGAUUGAUAGUCCACCGACUUACAAUACACACUACGGCUACAAAAGCUGGGAAGCAUUCUCUAACCUCUCCUAUUAUACCAGAGCCCUUCCUCCUGUGGCUGAUGACUGCCCAACUCCCAUGGGUGUGAAAGGGAAGAAGGAGCUUCCUGAUUCAAAAGAGGUUGUGGAAAAAUUUCUUCUAAGGAGAAAGUUCAUCCCUGAUCCCCAGGGCACAAAUAUGAUGUUUGCAUUCUUUGCCCAGCACUUUACCCAUCAGUUUUUCAAGACAGAUCAUAAGCGAGGACCAGCUUUCACCAAAGGACUGGGCCAUGGGGUGGACUUAAAUCAUGUUUAUGGUGAAACUCUGGAUAGACAACAUAAACUGCGCCUUUUCAAGGAUGGAAAAAUAAAAUAUCAGAUCAUUGAUGGAGAAGUGUACCCUCCCACAGUGAAAGAUACUCAGGUGGAGAUGAUCUACCCCCCUCACGUCCCUGAACACCUGCGGUUUGCUGUGGGGCAGGAGGUCUUUGGUCUGGUGCCUGGCCUGAUGAUGUACGCCACAAUCUGGCUGCGGGAACAUAACCGAGUGUGCGAUGUGCUUAAACAGGAGCACCCAGAAUGGGGUGACGAGCAGUUGUUCCAGACGAGCAGGCUGAUACUGAUAGGAGAGACUAUUAAGAUUGUGAUUGAAGACUAUGUACAGCACUUGAGUGGCUAUCACUUCAAACUGAAGUUUGACCCAGAGCUGCUUUUCAACCAACAAUUCCAGUACCAGAACCGUAUCGCUGCUGAGUUUAACACGCUCUAUCACUGGCACCCCCUUCUGCCGGACGCCUUUCAAAUUGAUGAUCAGGAAUACAACUAUCAGCAGUUUCUCUAUAACAACUCUAUACUACUGGAACACGGACUUACCCAGUUCGUUGAAUCAUUCACCAAACAAAUUGCUGGGAGGGUCGCUGGUGGUAGGAAUGUUCCACCUGCAGUACAAAAAGUAGCAAAGGCCUCAAUCGACCAGAGCAGACAGAUGAAAUACCAGUCUUUUAAUGAGUAUCGCAAACGCUUUUUGCUGAAGCCCUAUGCAUCAUUUGAAGAACUUACAGGUGAGAAGGAGAUGGCCGCGGAGUUGGAAGCACUCUAUGGUGACAUUGACGCCAUGGAGCUAUAUCCUGGCCUGCUGGUAGAGAAGCCUCGUCCAGAUGCCAUCUUUGGUGAAACCAUGGUAGAAGUUGGAGCACCAUUCUCCUUGAAAGGACUUAUGGGUAAUACUAUAUGUUCUCCUGACUACUGGAAGCCAAGCACUUUUGGUGGAGAAGUAGGUUUUAAAAUCAUCAACACUGCCUCAAUUCAGUCUCUCAUCUGCAAUAAUGUGAAGGGCUGUCCCUUUGCUUCGUUCAACGUUCCAGAUCCACAGCUCACCAAAACCGUCACCAUUAAUGCAAGCGCUUCCCGCUCCGGACUAGAUGAUAUCAAACCCACAGUACUACUAAAAGAACGUUCAACUGAACUGUAGAAGUCUACUGAUCCUAUUUAUUUAUUUAUAUGAACCAUGUCUUUUAACUUAAUUAUUUAAUAAUAUUUAUAUUAAACUCCCUAUGUUACUUAACAUCUUCUGUAACAGAAGUCAGUACUCCUGUUACGGAGAAAGGGGUCAUACUUGUGAAGAUUUUUGUGUCACUACUUUAAAGAUUUAUUUUUUUCAAGUUAAAUAGGAAAACAGUUUUCAUUCCUUCUUGGAAACUAGGAGGAAAUGAAUUUUGACAUCUUUUACUUGAAUUUCAAUUUAUAUUAUGUUAUAAUAAGAACAAAAGCAAAGAUGUUUGAACACUUAAAUGCUGUUACAAGGAUGAUAAAAUGCUGAAAGUUUCUACACUGUCAAUAUUUCCAGUGUGUCUUCCAUGAUGUAUUAGAAGCAACUAAUGUUUGGAAUUUUAAAGUACUUCUAGACAUUUAUUUGUGAUCAAACAAAAAAAGGUACAAGUGUAUUUUUAAAUGAAUGUUUAAAUUAAUUACCAAUAAUUUCAUGUCUAUUUUUUAAAGUAGUAUUGAAAAAAUAAUUUGAAAUUUCUAAAAUUCAUAGAUAGAAUCACUUUUAAAAAGCUGUUCUGUUAUUAAACUUGUCCCUAUAUUAAUAAAAGAAACUCUCUUGGAUUUAAAUCUCUAAAAUCAGUAGAAAUUAUCCUACGAUUUCUUGUUAAAAUAUUGCAUAAGAGAGUUUACUUUUUCACCAGGAGUGAAUAUCUACUUAAUAUGACUAUUACAGCUUGUUUUUAAAACAAAAUGGCAAAUGUAUUAAGGUGAUAGAACCACUGCAGUCAUAUCUUAAAUUAAGAAUAUUUUAUGUCAAGAGAUUCCAGAAUUUGUUUAUGGCUGGUAAUGAAUAAAAUCUAUAGCAGCAAAAGAUUCUACAUUUAAAAUAACCAAUAACAAAGAAAAAAACCAAAUUAUAAUUCAAAUCUAGGUUUAAACUCUUGAAGGAGAUUUUAUUCUAUCCUCAUACACUGUGGGCCUGGUACUUCCUCAACAGAUGUUGCUAUGAGGUUAAUGAAUUACUGAGCUGUGCUUGGAUAACAGUCUAUUUUCUUAGAUUUCCCAUUGCACAGUAUGAUUUAGCAGUUCCUAUUACAGUGCAAAAAGUAGCAAUGGCCUCAUAAAAUACCUCUUCAAAAUGCUUAAAUUCAUUUCACACAUUAAUUUUAUCUGAAUAUUGUUGAGCCAAUUCAGUAUAUGCAUUUGAAUCAACAUGCUGCUCCUUUUAUUUUCUUUUAGCUGUUUUGCUAAGAGAAAUUCUCCUCUGAUAACUUUAUUUCUUCUAUUUUGUUUUACUGGUUUUAAGAUCAGAGUUUGUCUUUCUUUGGACUCUGCCUAUAGUUUCUUGCCUGAACUUCUGCAAGUUUUCAGGGAAACCUCAGCUCAGGACUACUAUUUAGUUCCCUUUAAAAAGAAUAAAAAAAAAAGACUUUUUUAAAAAAAUUCACUUAUUUUAAGUGAAAGACAGAGAAUUUUAUUUAUAAUUAAUUUUAACUAUCUGUAGCCAAGUAGCCUACAAAGAGGCUAAUACCUCAGAAAGAACUGCAGGGGGGUCAUGACAGGAAGAAAUUUAUAUUCCUGUUCUGAUGAAUGCCCUUUCUUAUUUAAAAGCAAAGCCAAAGAAUUUCUGAGUAGUUCUCAAUAGUAAUAAUAAUGAUGAUGAUAAUAAUACUUCUUUUUCACAUCUCAAUGUCAGCUGACAUUUAAUGGUACUGUAUAUUACUUAAUUUAUUGAAGAUUAUUAUUUACAUUUUAUUAGGACAUUAUUGUCAUAAACUAUGUUUAAGUCUGCAAUUGUUGAUUUUUUUUCAUUAUGUCAGAAUCAAUGUAUCUUCUUUGGGUUUACCUCUCUAAAUUACGAUGUAAACAAUCAAAAGAAAUGAUCAUAUUAAUAUUUGUAAAUAAAUUUUUAGAAACCCAACUCUGGUAUAUUGAGAUAUUUAAGGUUAGAAUUUUUGUAUUUAAGAUUUACCUAUAUGCCAGCCCACAGAAAAUACUGUCUCAUUAGCCUGAACUUGCCAUAAGACUGACCUUUCAUACCAUUUUGAAGGACCUGUGGAUGCUUCAUUAAUUUAUUCAGCCAUAAUUUAUUGAGAAAAUAUUCUGUACAAAGCACUGUGGGUUUUAAUGUUUCUAAAUCAAACACUAAUUACAAAUAACAUUAGUGUUUGUGUAAAUAACUGAAAAAAUGUGUCUUUUAGGAAGAGGAAGAAAAUGAAAUAAAUUUCAUUAAGGAGAAAUAACUCGGGAGAAUUUUUCUUUAAGAUUUUAUGUUUAAAAAGUUUAAGGUUAAGAAAGAAAUAGUCAAUAUUAGAAGGGUUUAUACAAAGAACUAUUAAUGUCACUGAUUUUUUUUUUUUGGAAAAAGAAUACUUGAUUUGUUAUUAACAUCAACCUGCUGACUGAACCUGGGCAUUUGGAUUGUAUAUGUGAGUGUUUCAGUGCCUCAGACAAAUGUGUACUUAAAUUAACUUGUGUAAAAUGUAAAUCUUGAAACAAAUGUCUGUUUAUUUUUAUACUAUUUAAGAAUGGACAAAUCUUUUCUGAA